AUGACGCUGACUCCGCUAAACGACCUGCAUGGACAGACCGCCGAAGAGAGCAUGAUUGGGGCCUUGGUGCUGCGGCAAUCUGCAACAGCAUUGCAGGAGGGCUUCUCAUCUCAGCCCCAUUUUCGGCUCAACUCGCACUUAAUGGAGAUCUCUCAAAAGGCCGGUGAAGCAGUUGAGACAUCCAGCCGCAUCACGAAGAACAGGUCCUCGGCUGCCCGCACGUCAUCUCUUGGAUCGCAGAAAAGGUCCCCCACCAGGGCUUUGCAGAGUGAGUUCGACCAGUGCGACACCCUUGUUGUACCACCCAACUCCAAGUUCCGAGUCGGCUGGGACUUUGUAAGUGUGGCCCUGAUCAUCUUGGACGCGUUUCUCCUGCCCCUCACCAUGGCCUUUGAUCUGGACUUCUCGCCGUUUAUGGAUAAUCCAACCGGCGGCGACGUCGUUUUGCAGAUCUUGUCAGUGACGUCUCUAAUCUUCUGGCCGCUGGAUAUGGCCAUGUCCUUCAACACGGGCUUUUACAGAAAGGGCACCCUGCAGCUGAAGAGGAAGGACAUCGCAGUCAAUUAUUUUCGCACUUGGUUCCCCUUCGAUGUGGCUGUCCUGGUGGUGGACUAUGCAGCAGGAUUCCUGACCAACAUCUCGGAGGAGCAAGAGGACUUCCUUCGCCCCCUUCGAUCUGCACGUUACCUUCGCUUGAUGCGAACACUUCGCAUUCUGCGAAUCUUCAAAGCUGGCAAAGUCAACGUCAUAAUCGAGAACCUGGUGAUCUCCAUGGGGCGCCAGUGGCUCAUACUGCUCUUCACCAUCGGCCGAAUGCUGAUGGUGAUUGGAGGCGUGACGCAUGUCCUGGCCUGCAUCUUCUUCGUCGUGGGAAAGGCCGUUUCUGAAUCAGAGAAUCUGGAGAUGGGCAGCUGGAUUGAGAUAGCGGGUAUCGCCACCGCUCAGCCAAGCAUCCAGUAUGUUCACGCUAUCGGCUGGAUCCUGCUGCCACCGGCCCCACCGCAACUGGACCCGGCAAGCGGGUUGGAGCACGUCGUCGCAAUAUUGGUGUUUGUUCUGACAGUGUUAGUCAUCGGAUCGGCAUUGUCGAUACUAACUGGCACGCUUCAUGAGAUUCGCCAAGUCAACAACGAGCGCAGCCGCAAGCGCCGUGAGCUGCGGAUCUUUCUUCAAACUAAAGCAGUGUCAACAGAGUUGAUGAUGCGCAUCAUGAGCUAUGCCGACUACAAGAUGACGCGCCAUUCCCCGAUUGGAUAUGACACCUCCUUGAUUUCACCGAUCCUUCACGCAGAAUUGGCUACAUUUCAGCUGGGAGAUCACCUCCGGGGACAUCCUUUGUACCUCUUGACGGCGAAGAUCUUUCCGUAUGUGUUCGCUGAGUUUUGCAGAGCCCUGGACAAGAUGUACUUCAGCGAGGCAGAGUCCGUCUUCAUUGAGGCGUCCCUCGCCGCGCAUAUGUACAUCACCAGCCACGGAGCCUUCUCAGUAGGCACAGAGCUUGAAAUGGCCAACAACGUGGUUCACUUCGUCGAUGAGCACCGGUAUUUUGCCGAGGUGGCCAUGUAUGUCGAAGCGGUGAUGCACGACUGCACACUGGUCGCCGAGUCUUUCGCAGAGGUCUUCCUUCUGUCAGGGCACAAGCUGGCCGACAUCUUGUCUCAUUCUCCCCCCUGCGCCACCAUGUUUGUGGAGUACGCCACGGAGUUCAUCACCCGCUAUACUGUGCCCGAUGGCGAUGUAUGCGCCCACGACAUUUUGGAAGCAGCCGAUGACUGUGCCAAGCAUGCAUGUGAAUGCAACUCCUUUUACUUGGACCUCUACAUGGAUGAUCGAAAGGCCAUCCGCUACUUGAGUCUUACUCCGUUAACCAGCAAGCCGGGACGCACGGCGAGCCCCAGCAAUUUCACUUCCAUGGUGCUGACUUCGUCGACCAUGCCCACAUUGGCUGAUCUGCGCGAUGCCUUUGUGGAACUGGAUGUCGAGAGUGGCUUGCACGCCAGGUUCUCGGAGCCGAAGGAGCAGGAGCGGGCCGAGUCCGCCAUUCUGUGUCUGGUGGCUUUGGUGCGCGACGACUAUAUCGCGUACACUAUGCCGCAGCGAGAGAAUGCUCGCCUCACCGAGUCUCAGUGGCAGCAGCUGCGGAGCAUCUUGGUCUGGGCUGACCCCACCAAGGAGAAGCUUCUGGCUGCUAUUCUUCUGCUGGCCAUUCGGGGCAUUGGCAAGUUUAGGUCCUUGACACGCCAGCUGCCGACGCUUCGGCGCAGGCCGGAGGCGGCGGUCCGCUACAUCCUUGACAAGCACAAGGAUGCCAUACCCUCUGCGGAGAGCAUGGAUGAGCACAUGUGGAAGUUGGUGACAAACUCUCUGGAAGUUCAGCAGGAGUUCAACUUCGCUCAGAUGUUGCAGGGCGAGAAUGCCGCAGGCAACCUUGCCCAGUUAAAAGGCUUCAUUCAGGACAGGGGCGGUGAAGACGCCUUGAAGUUUUUUGUCAUCAUCUUGCUCGGCUUCAUGUCAGGUCUGGCCGGUGGCAUUGGAUCUCGCUUCAUGACCUGCAGCAACGCCGAGACCACGAUUAUGGGCCUGGGCACGCUCAAGCAUGUCUUGGAGGAGGAUCCAGCACGGCUGUACUGGACUUACAUCUACCAUCGAGGUUUGGGCUUGUCGCAAGCGCCGCAGACUUGCGAAGACCUGGCGGUUGUUCGCUUGGCCUGCCUCUGCCGGAUCCAAACGCAAAAGGAUUUCUGGAGCUUGCAAAAGUCCUGGGCCACCUUGGGACUUCUUGCGCAGCAAGAGCUCUGCAAACAUCUGCUGGCGGACGGUAUCUCCAAUGACGCAGUCAUCUUUGAGUUUCUGCCUCUGUGCUUAGAGCGUGCCAACACGAAUCCCUUCGUGACGGUGCCAUGCUUUCUGGAGGUCUUGGUCGAGUUGACCCAGGCAGUGCGAUCUGCAAGCUCGUCUCUGUACAUCUCCCCCGGCAAGAUACUGACCGUGGAUCUGGCAGACAUGGCUGCCUUCAUUCUCAUGGUUCGGAACAGCUACAUUUUCCAGACGUGCCUCACGCGUGCCAAGCUGAACACACAAGACAAUCGCAUCUUCUUGGAGAUUACGCAAGACAACUGGCGUCGUGUGAGUGAACCCCACACCGAUGUUAUCAUGUUGGCAUCCUCCGUGCGAGAGCUUGUGCGGAAGCAGCUGAAGGAGCCACGACUGCCACUGAGCAUCGACAGUUACUGCAGCGUCUGA
Molecule: messenger RNA, 3243 nt
Organism: Symbiodinium natans
Lineage: Eukaryota; Dinophyceae; Suessiales; Symbiodiniaceae
Source: the annotation of a GenBank genome assembly